AGCUUUCGAAGUCUAAACCAAACUUGAAUAAAUUGGAAGUUUGAGAGUCGGCAGUAACCAAGAAAAUUGAUUGUUGCUAAGGAAAACGCUAUAAAAAUAAGCGUAAUGAUAUCGGCUUAGAAUCACUAGACUGGAAGCCGGCAAAGUGUUCGCUGUGUUUCAAAUCACACAAACUGUUCUAGCAUCAUUUCGGCAGUUCUCUGAGUUAUUAUACCUUUCCAUCAUGUCUUCGUCCGUUAUCGCCGGAGUCAACGUGGAAGAGAUUUCAAAACAUCUAAACUGCUCUAUCUGCGAUAGACUGAUUCGAAGCCCAAAGCUACUUCCAUGUCUUCACUCUUUCUGCCAACAAUGUCUCGAAGAUCUCGCUAAUGCCAACGAAGGUUUCCUUUGCCCGCAAUGCAAAACCGAAAUUCGAAUUCCGAAAGAAGAAAUAGAGAAUUUGCCGAAUAAUUUCUUUUUGGAUAACAUGUUAGAUAUUGCUUUAAUCAACUCGAGUGACUCUGAGCCGGUGCCGUGUACAAACUGUGACUUGAAUGCUACAGCCAACUCACGUUGUAUCGACUGUGGGGAAUUCCUCUGUGGUGAUUGCUACAACGUCCAUAAAAGAAUCCGCCAGACGAAGGAACACAGGAUUCUGACCAUAACAGAGCUUUUGUCUAGUACUACUGGAGAGGUUCUACAUCGACUGGCUUAUUGCAAGAAUCACAAGACAGAGCAACUCAAUUAUUUUUGUGGUACAUGCAACGAAGCUGUGUGCCGAGACUGUCUCAUUAUCGAACACAGACAGCACAAAUACGACUAUAUAUCUGAGUCCAAGAAAAUCCAGAAACACAAAGACGGCCUUAAAAGCCUUCUUGAAGAAACGCUUCCACGUAUUAAGACUAUUGAACAGGCAAACGCAGACAUUAGGAGCUUUAGAGACGCCUUGCACGGUCGCUUAGGGACGGUAAAGUCGGAGAUUCGCGUCAUGACGACAGAGCUAAUUCAAGUUCUCAAAGAAAGAGAGAAACAACUCCUUUCUAAAGCCGAUCAAAUGUUCAAAUUCAAGAAUUCCAUAAUUGAAGACCAACAAAAUGAAUUAUGUCUUGAAAACAUCAAAUUCAAAACCGCUUGUGAUUUUACUGCACAAGUUUUAAAGCAUGCUAACGAAGUCGAACUUCUGCUGUUAAAGGACCCAAUCAAAAAUCGACUGACUGAACUUAACAAGGCUGAACUUAACACCAUACCGAGGGAACGAGGGAAUAUGCGGUAUGAUGUGGACCGUAUCGAGGCUGAUAGGGCAGUAGAACAAGCUUUGGGGAAAGUAAAGUCUUACGGGGAAAUAAAAAUUGAUGAAAACAUUAACGAAAUUGUGAGCCAGAAAGAUGGUGUGCAGGAGAAAGGAGAAAGAAUUCCCGGUGCAACAAAGCCGCCACAAAAAGACUGUAUUUCGGUGGAAGUAAAGGAUUCCAUUGGUGUGGCAAUAUCACAAGAUAAUUUACCCCAAGCAGAUCAAAAACAGUCAAGAGCCACUUUCACACCGAGGGUAAAAGGCGUUUAUUCCAUCAAUGUUUAUUCUUGUGGGAAACUCGUCGGUGACCUUCAAAUUGAUUUCAAGAAUUCCAAUCCUGAAGAUAGCACAACAGACAAACCUUCCGAUCCAGUUCCUCGACAGAGAAGCGCUAAGCAGUCGUUUGCCGGUAGCGAUGGCAAAUUUGGCAAACUGUCUGAUCCACAAGACGUUGCUGUUGACAACAAGGGUCACGUGAUUGUCAGUGAUUCUAGAAAUCACAGAAUUCAGGUCUUUGACAUCAAUGGAAAGUUUCUUUGUCGCUUUGGCAAGCUGGGAACAAGGGAGGGUCUGCUCCAGUCACCCAAUGGGUUAGCAGUCAAUAAAGACGGCAACAUCGUGGUUUCUGACAUGCUAAACAAUAGAAUGCAGGUAUUCACUCUUGAUGGAGAAUAUGUCAAGGGCUUUGGUGGUCAAGGCAACGAUCAUCUCCACCACCCAAGUGGUGUAGCUGUUGACAAAGAGGGCCGAAUUAUAGUGGUUGACCGUGGUAACGCCCGCGUAGUCAUCUAUGACGACGACGGUAACCUAGUAACGAGUUUUGGUAGCUUAGGUAACGGUAGAGGCAAUUUUAACAGCCCAUCUCAUGUAGCAGUGAAUAGCAAGGGUCAUAUCAUUGUUUCAGAUUUUGGGAACGAUCGCAUUCAGGUAUUCAGUUCUUCAGGCACUUUUAUGUUUCGUUUUGGAGAAAGUGGUCGAGAGGAUGGUAAAUUCAAUUGGCCUACCGGUGUUGCUGUCAAUCAAUCAGACCAGAUUAUCGUAAGCGAUUCUUACAAUCAUCGGAUGCAAGUAUUUCAGCCCGACGGAACAUUCCUUAGUCGAUUUGGUAGCGAAGGUGGGAGAGAGGGUGAAUUCAAAAGGCCAGGUGGAGUGGCUGUUACUAAUACUGGAAAUAUAGUUGUAGCUGACUGGGGCAAUGAUCGAAUACAAGUGUUUUAAAACCACCUAUCAGUCAACUUCAAUAUACAUCAUUCAAAACAUAUUGUUUUAUGAAGUAUAGUCUCCCUAGCAUUAAUUUACACAUGCAAGGCUUAACACUGCUGAGAGAUUGUGGUCUCUUUGAGAUAAGUCAUAACUAAAAAGGGCAUUAAUCUCCCUCUCAUCUUUAGUCACUCACCAUAGUUAAUAGAGCAAAUAAUUUCUUUUAAUUAACUAGUAAAACAGUAGUAAGAAAUCGCAAGACACUCUGGGAAUCAAGGGUGAAUUAACGUUAAAUUGCACUGGUCUCUCACUUUUUGACUUGGCAUCACAAAUCCAUAAGUAGAGUUUCUUGGCUCAAUCAUUAAAAGAGUUUUUGUCGUGUUUUCUCCUCCCUCUCUAAAAUCUAGCAUCUGUGAGCUAGUUAAUUAGUUUUAAAAGGUUCUAUAAGAUGCAAGUGUAAUGAAUAUUUAAGACACAAGUCAACAUUAUCAAAGUUUGGGAUUGCCUACAACACUGUUCGCAAUGUUGAACCGUGUGUUGUCAACUUUAGCGCCCUGGUGUAAAUAGAAUUGUAUGGUUGACGGCAUGAACGUUUUGCACUUUUUUUAUAUUUGCACUCCCAAUUGCAUGCGUUUUAAAAAUGUUCUUGAUAGUAUCUGAGACAUUUGGGCAAUCAAGCAUUAAUAUACAAACUGUAAUUUAAAAACUACAGUAUUAUGCUAUCUCUUGUGCAGGAUUAGACAGAUACAGUAACUGUUGAACUUAUAGAGUAUUCAUACACUGAAAUGAAUUAACUGGCUCAUGCUCAUUUUUCGUUAAAGCUUGUUUUAUUUUGAUUUAUGAGUUCUUAUUAAGUGUUAAAUGAAUUUUAUAAAAUAAGAAGCUGUUUUCAAAUUUUAGGUUAAAACAGGUUCUUAUGUAAAGAGGAUCAUGGCUAAAAUGAAAAUUUUGGGCUAAUAGGUUCUUAAUCACUAUGUUGUUAUAUGCGGGCUUUUAGUGUGCAUAAUAUAAGCCGCUAUCAAGUUUAAUAUAAAAAAGUUGCUUUUAAAAAACAUUUAAUGUUAUAAUUUUCUCUUUGGCUAUGAUAGUAAUAACAAUUUUCAAAACAGUACGUUAUAAUUAUGUUACAUAAACGGAGCAAUAAUUUUGAUAAAAAUACUGUUGUAAGUAAAAGGUUUUAUAUCUAUUUGACAACUUCAACAACUUAAAAAUAAUUUCCUUUGAGAAGGAAAGUUAAUUUUUAGUGAAAUAUAAUCAAAUUUACGAAAUUCACUUCAAACAUGCUAAAUGACAUUAAUAUCUUUAUACAUUCAAUUCUAAAUCAUUGUCGGGAUAAAAACAUAGAACAUAGAGGCUGAGGCUGAAACGUAUGGUGCAAAAUGGCGUAAUUAUGUCAUAUACAUUUGCGAUACACAGUGGAUAUGAAACUUGUUAUAAGCCUCCAUGCUUUCUGUGAGUGCAACAAUGUAUGAACAUUCCACGAGUUAUACAUUAAAACCCCGCGUAUAAGAACCUAGAUUUUUCCAGGCCAGCCUGAACAGGUUCUUAUAUAAAUGGUGCUUAAACUUGAAGUAUUAUUCUUAAUUUUUGGUAAUAAAAAUAGAACUUGUAUUGCUGGGUGUGGCAUUUAAUUCAUUAAAUAGAUCACACAUUUUCAUGCUAGCUACAUGGAAUAUGGUAGAGUGCAAACCAUUAAAAGCACAUAAAUCGUACAAAAUAGUGCUAAGUUAUGCACAUAUUAUUGUUUUCUAUUGUUUUGCAAAGUACAGACCCUUUUAAUAAGAACCUACUUUGAAAUUUCUGCCUGAAAAUUUCAGCCUGACAGGUUCUUAAAUUUUACGUUCUUAUACGCGGGUUUUACUGUAUGACUACAUACAUCUAAUCAACGCACUUCCCAUGUACCAUUUCGGUCUCGUCUUGUGUGUUCUAUGCUUUGAACCUGGCAAUGACUUUGCUAUCAAGUGUAUAUGUUUUUCCUGGAAACACGGAUAUGGUGUUAAAAAUAGGUAGAUACCUGGAAAAACUCUGAUACACUAAUACACCUAAUUGAAAAAACGUAGUCGGGUUCAAGAAGGUCAUAUCAUCGAAGCUAAGACCGAAAAGGACUUUGGGUACUCCGAAAUGUGUAUUAUAUUUGCAUAUAGACAUGUGAAAAUGCA
Actinia tenebrosa (Australian red waratah sea anemone) is the source of this 4629-nucleotide messenger RNA. Its product is annotated as E3 ubiquitin-protein ligase TRIM45. Gene Ontology annotation, molecular function: zinc ion binding; protein binding. The record is from RefSeq and is a predicted model, not a curated record. NCBI's taxonomy places the organism in Eukaryota, Metazoa, Cnidaria, Anthozoa, Actiniaria, Actiniidae.